Messenger RNA from Syngnathus acus (greater pipefish), 4724 nucleotides. It is a transcript of the gene slc6a11b, whose product is annotated as solute carrier family 6 member 11b. The transcript is spliced from 15 exons. The coding region runs from base 291 to 2126 and encodes 611 amino acids. The record is from RefSeq and is a predicted model, not a curated record. Gene Ontology annotation, cellular component: membrane. Lineage: Eukaryota; Metazoa; Chordata; Actinopteri; Syngnathiformes; Syngnathidae. Gene Ontology annotation, biological process: sodium ion transmembrane transport.
CACGUUGGAUAGUGGGAGCGCAGUCGCACACUGUCCACCGCCUGGUGUGCAACACAGACCAAACCAGUCCAGGAAUCUUUUGUAGACAAGAAAUUUACCACUGCACCUAAUUUGCUCAUCGCAUCUCUUCCUUCCCACGUUUUGCCAAGGCAUCAUCAUUGAGGAAACCCAAAGGACCAUUGCCACUGUUGCAUUUUGGGAGUCAACUUGGGCGGAGGGCCGUGCCGCUGCAUUUUAAGUGAACGUUCCUCUUUUCGCCCGCUGGAGAUUCUGCGCAAAGCGGCAGCGACAUGACAGCCGAGAAGAGCGGGCCGGUUAUAAACGGUAAACCGGAGGAUGGCAGGGACACGGAUGACUCCAGUUCCAGCCUGGACAACAGGGAGUAUUACGAGAGAGGCCAUUGGAACAACAAGAUGGAGUUUGUCCUGUCUGUGGCGGGAGAAAUUAUCGGGCUGGGCAACGUCUGGAGGUUUCCUUACCUCUGCUACAAGAAUGGAGGAGGUGCCUUCUUCGUUCCAUACGUCAUCUUCUUCAUAUGCUGCGGUAUCCCCGUGUUUUUCCUGGAGACCGCCCUUGGUCAGUUCACCAGCGAAGGAGGAAUCACAUGCUGGAGAAAAGUCUGCCCCCUGUUUGAGGGCAUUGGCUAUGCAACCCAGGUGAUUGAAGCUCACCUAAACGUCUACUAUGUAGUCAUCCUCGCCUGGGCUAUCUUCUACCUCUUCAACUGCUUCACCACUGAGCUUCCGUGGGCUAGUUGUGGCCACUACUGGAAUACUGAGAACUGUGUCGACUACUAUGGAGAAAAUGCCACCAACAUUACUAGCGCCAACGCAACCUCUCCUGUUAUUGAAUUCUGGGAACGGAGAGUCCUGAAGAUAUCUGAUGGCAUCGAGCACAUGGGGGGGAUGCGCUGGGAGCUGGCCAUGUGCCUGGCACUGGCCUGGUUUAUCUGCUACUUCUGCAUCUGGAAGGGACCCAAGUCCACUGGCAAGGUUGUGUAUGUGACGGCCACAUUUCCUUACUUCAUGUUGCUGAUUCUGCUGAUCAGAGGAGUAACGCUGCCGGGAGCGUAUGACGGCAUCAAGUUUUACCUCUAUCCAGAUAUCUCUCGUCUGUCCGAUCCUCAGGUAUGGGUGGAUGCUGGAACACAGAUCUUCUUCUCCUACGCUAUCUGCUUAGGCUGCCUUACUGCUCUUGGUAGCUAUAACGCCUACAACAAUAACUGCUACAGGGACUGCAUCAUGCUGUGCUGUCUGAACAGCGGCACCAGUUUUGUAGCAGGUUUUGCUAUUUUCUCCGUGCUGGGAUUCAUGGCCUACGAACAAAAUGUUCCCAUCGAGGCCGUGGCAGAAUCUGGUCCUGGUCUUGCCUUCAUUGCAUACCCAAAAGCUGUGACCAUGAUGCCGCUGUCUCCACUUUGGGCCUGUCUCUUCUUCAUGAUGCUCAUCUUUCUCGGACUGGACAGUCAGUUUGUGUGCGUGGAAAGCCUGGUGACAGCUGUGGUGGACAUGUACCCAGAGACAUUCAGGAGAGGCUAUCGCAGAGAACUGCUGAUUCUCGGCAUGUCUAUAGCAUCUUUCCUCAUAGGACUUAUCAUGUGUACAGAGGGAGGGAUGUACGUCUUCCAGCUGUUUGACUCCUACGCCGCCAGCGGCAUGUGUUUGCUUUUUGUGGCCAUCUUUGAGUCCAUAUGUAUCGGAUGGGUGUAUGGCAGCGACAGAUUCUACCGAAACAUCGAGGACAUGAUUGGCUACAGGCCUGUCUUCUUCAUCAAAUGGUGCUGGAUGAUCUUGACCCCAGGCAUCUGUGCUGGUAUUUUCCUGUUCUUCUUGAUCAAAUACAAACCGCUCAAGUACAACAACGUGUACGUCUAUCCCGACUGGGGAAAUGGCAUCGGCUGGUUCAUGGCCAUGUCCUCCAUGGUGUGCAUCCCUCUGGGGAUCAUCUGGAUGAUCUGGAAGACUCCUGGAACCUUCUCUGAGAGAAUGAAGAAGUUGACGACGCCCAGCCCGGACCUGAAAAUGCGUGGGAACCUUGCCGCUCUCAGCCCGUAUGCUGCCAAUGACGCCAUGCUAAAGGCUGACGGGAAAAUUUCUACCGUCUCAGAGAAGGAAACACACUUCUAACUGACUUUCUGGCCUCAAUUAAGUCCAACUCUUCAACAAAAAAAAUGACAGCACAAGUCAGCUGUCAUUUCAUAAAUAUGAAACAAAUCAAAGGCUUGUUUUGGUUUUGUAAAAAAAGAAAAAAGAAAAAUGAAUCACCAGAUAAUCUGCUUUUGUUUUGCACAAAUUUUGAUAACACAUUCGUUGGGUUCUUUUAACCUUGUCACUAAAGCAGACACUUUCUUUGCUAACGGUUUAAUAGUUAAAAGUUGAUUUUGAUGACGUACGUUUAUAUUGCCAUUAGCUGGCCACGUUAGUGUCUGUGCCUUGUUGUAGACAAAUCAGGUAGGCAAGCAGAUCAGGUAGGGCAGAUCGGGUAGGGCAGAUUGGGUAGGGGUGCAAAUCGGGUAGGGCAGAUUGGGUAGAAGUGCAAAUUGGGUAGGCAAGCAGAUCAGGUAGGGCAGAUCGGGGAGGGGUGCAAAUUGGAUAGGGGUGCAAAUUGGGUAGGCAAGCAGAUCGGGUAGGGGCAGAUCGGGUAGGGGUGCAAAUCGGGUAGGCAAGCAGAUCGGGUAGGGCAGAUCGGGUAGGGGUGCAAAUCGGGUAGGCAAGCAGAUCGGGUAGGGGUGCUGACAGUGUACACAUCUUGUGCCCAAAUGUCUAAAAUGUAGCAGCUUUGGAUCCAUGUGGUGUGCGAUAGAGGAUACUGUCACGUGUCUUAGAGUACUUAGAGACUAUAGGAGGGCACCGACAGCAGUAAAAGAAAUCACUUAUGAAGACAUGCCACUGUAUAUUGCUAAAAUCUUAUUUUAAUGUUGUCUAAUUUCUAGUCAAAACUUUUUUGAAUGAGGCACAAUAACCAAAACAUCUCCAACAAGACAAAUGCAUGAUUUCAUAGAUGAAAAAAAUUGAUUCGAAAGCAUCAGUUGGAUCUUCCGGUGGCUAACCUUAAUAAAAUAUGACAAAAUAAAAUAAAUAUGUGCCGAAAAGAUUUAUUUUAGGAUAAACAGUUCAGUUUAAAUAUGCUAAUAAUGUUCAUUAAAUAAUCAAGUUUUGACUGGAUAUUAGACUAACAGACUUUUACGGUUGACGGACCGCAUUCAAUUUGUUGAUGUUGCAUAGCAACAACAGCAAAAGACAAAAAAAAUCACGUUAUCCGAUUUGACAGUAAAAAGUGCUGGGGGUAUUGAUUGUUGGCCUGUAUUGGGUUCUCUGGGGCUUAUGUGAUUUUUCCCUUUUCUGAUGGGGGAGCUUCACACUGACACCGAUGGGUAAAUCAAAAUUGGUUUAAAGCCUCGGAAAAUCUUCACAUAGCUGUGAGCGACCGGCAGGCUGAGCCUUAAGAAGGAGGGGAAAAAAAGAACAAAACACCUCUCUCUCUCUCUCUCUUUCUCUCUGCCCUCCUUUACAUCCGCAUGUGUGUCAUUUCACGGCAAUUAUGCUGAGCCUUUCACCCAGAGUGACUGACAGACAGAUGGGCUUCCGCCUUUGCACUCUCAUUCCCCACGUCGUCUUGAAAGGAGGACAUGUCACACAUCACAUCAACGUCGCAAGGCGCUUACCUACCUACCACUUUCUCAUUUCUAACCUUUUUCACUUCAGACCCCUUGCUAAAAUAGCUGUAACAGAGUCAGAACAAAAUAGGAAACCUUUUCCAUGGGUGAUGGCCGCUGGUUGGGCUACUUUGGCUGCUAAAUGCUUGGUUAGUUCGACAACUGUAAACAAGUCAACACAUUCAGCAGAUACGCCAAUCUUUUAGUACGAUUGUUUAGGAUACAUGUUACACAUUGUCAGGUUGAGCGGAUCUCUUUGGGAAAAAUUUCUCCCACUUUUUUAGCUGACAAGAAAUUUUGACCUUGAAUUGACAGCAUCCUUCGCCAUUGGCUUCCAAUCCCCGUCCAUUGUCUCGGUCAGUCGUUAUUUUAGCAAAGACACAUUUUACAUGAGAAAAAUGCCACAGCACACAACCACAGCACAAAAAAAUGUCAUACACAAAAAUAAUGAUAAACUCAACUCAGUUCAUACAUUUCAGGCAAAUGAGCUGGCCUCAUUGUUACUCAAUCGCAGCAUUGCCCAACCAGUGCUCAUUCACCCUCUCAUGCUCACUUAUUUCCCGUUUGCUCAUUUCUUUGUCCUUCUGUGCUUGAUGGAAAUGCAACCGUAGAAGGGGAUGGAACUGCAGUUUCUCCAGGAGGAGGCAAAAAAAGCUAACAAAUCGUGUGAGACUUAGUGUGGGAUGACGUAUGUGAUGAAGGCAAAUGGAUGGAAGUUUUUUUUUCUUAACGUGGUGGAGGCCCCUCCUGCCCAAGCUGUGAUGUUCUUCUUCUUCAUCCACCCCACCUCCCUUCUCAUUCACGUAUUAGCCACGUACGUCAUUUAACACUGACUACAUCCAUGUCCAAUUGUUUACUUUUUAAGAAACAUGUGCUGUGUAUCUCCAGAUGAAAGCACUGUCGAUUAAAAGGUACUUUUGAUAUGCAGCUCAAAAAGCUCUUUGUCAAUAUAGAACUAUAAUGGGGAAAAAAAGUGUUCUGUUAAGUUCUACACACAUUUUGGUGUUCACGGGACACACAAACUGUCUGCUUACUCAUUUUUAAGAAUAAAUAUUCUGAUGGGAGUGCA